GCACCGCCUACCGUCAGAUUAUUGGUCGUUGAUUCUGACUGAUUGGAUUUGGACCAAUCAAGAUUCAUCCAAUGCUGACGACAGACUGCAGCGCGAACUACUGACCAAUUGCUGUGUGAAAGAGGUGUUUCCUUUGCUAUUUAUUCUACUGUUCAGAACAGGGCAAGGCUCGACUGACGCAGAUCACUUCUCUCCGGCUAGUUUACAAGGAGUCAAUAAGGAUUUGCUGCCAAGAUGUCUAAAGAUGUCCCACGUGAGCCGGAGCAGCUUCGCAAGCUGUUCAUUGGAGGUUUGAGCUUCGAGACCACAGACGAAAGCCUGCGGGCUCAUUUUGAGCAAUGGGGGAGCCUUACAGACUGCGUGGUCAUGAGGGAUCCCACCAGCAAGAGAUCCAGAGGCUUUGGCUUUGUUACAUACUCGUCAGUGGAUGAAGUUGAUGCUGCCAUGUCUGCCCGCCCCCAUAAGGUUGAUGGAAGAGUUGUUGAACCUAAACGAGCAGUUUCCAGGGAGGACUCAAACCGGCCAGGUGCCCACGUAACAGUGAAAAAGAUCUUUGUCGGGGGCAUCAAGGAGGAUACAGAGGAGUCACAUCUUCGGGAUUAUUUCACACAGUUUGGCAAAAUUGAGGUCAUCGAUAUCAUGACUGACCGUAAUACUGGAAAGAAGAGGGGCUUCGCUUUUGUGACCUUUGAUGAUCACGAUUCAGUCGACAGGAUUGUCAUUCAGAAAUACCACACAAUCAAUUCUCACAACUGUGAAGUGCGGAAGGCUCUCACAAGGCAGGAAAUGCAGACUGCAGGAAUGGGUAUGAGAGGAGGUCGCAGCAGCAGCGGUGGUGGUGGUGGAAGGCCUUAUGACUAUGACAGAGGCUUCAAUCAGGGUGGCAGGGGUAGAUAUGGAGAUGGUCCUUACAAUUGCAAUGGAGGAGAUGGUGGUGGUGGUGGCGGCGGUGGCUAUGGAGGUGGUCCCGGUGGUCCUGGAGGAUAUAAUAAUGGUAGCAACCGGGGGUAUAACCAAGGUUACAACCAGGGCGGUGGAGGAGGCGGUGGAGGCUAUGGAGGAAAUGGAGGUUAUGAAAGCAAUGGUUAUGGUAACUGUGGUGGUGGGGGCGGAGGUGGGGGCGGCAAUAACUACAACAACAUGGGCCACUAUGACCCCCAGGCCUCAAACUUUGGCCCAAUGAAAAACAACUUCGGAGGUGGUGGUGGCGGCGGCGGCGGUGUUGGCGGCAGAAACUUUGGUGGCUAUGGAGCUGGCUCAAACAAUGGUGGAUAUGGCCGUUCAGGAGGACGAUUUUGAAAUGUGAAGAAACUCACUACAUGGUCUCGAAACCCUUGACUUCAUUUCUGUGACAAUGGCUCAGGUAAAAAUUGUCAAAACUUUGCAGAUCAUUCUUUUUCUGAUGUUUUCCACUUUAUUUAACAGAUAUAUGUUUUCACAGGUUUUCUGAUUAAUCAUGUGGGUGCUGGAAGACUUUUUUUAAUUUAUUUUUUUAACUGAAAACUGCAGUGUCUUUUCUUAAUAAAGUGUUUUUAUAAGGUACUCCAGUGUGGUUUCAGUUAAUUGUAAGAGCAGAACAUGUUUGUUGAUGCAUGUUAGUUAUACCCACAUGAAAAUGUAGCUUUCACUUGAUAUGCUUUCAUUCGGCACAAUCAAGGCAGUAUACAUUCUCUCAGGAUAUUGAAAUAAUAAAACUAUC
Molecule: messenger RNA, 1699 nt
Organism: Etheostoma spectabile (orangethroat darter)
Lineage: Eukaryota; Metazoa; Chordata; Actinopteri; Perciformes; Percidae
Gene: hnrnpa1b
Product: heterogeneous nuclear ribonucleoprotein A1b
Exons: 11
Coding region: 235-1299 (354 amino acids)
Biological process (GO): mRNA splicing, via spliceosome
Cellular component (GO): catalytic step 2 spliceosome
Molecular function (GO): mRNA 3'-UTR binding
Source: RefSeq, a predicted model, not a curated record